Molecule: messenger RNA, 192 nt
Organism: Emiliania huxleyi CCMP1516
Lineage: Eukaryota; Haptophyta; Isochrysidales; Noelaerhabdaceae
Exons: 2
Coding region: 1-192 (63 amino acids)
Source: RefSeq, a predicted model, not a curated record
AUGGACGGCAGCACGAUGCGAGCUGUCUUUGCCGCGACGCGCGGAACCUCGACGCCCUUCGCGCUGCCAGCCGGCCAUGGCGCCCGACUCGCCUCCAUCGCUGCCUCGCCGCCGCCCGGGCAGCGAGCUGAGCUUGGCACGGUCGACGGGGCUGCGGAGCCAAUCAAGUUCACCGUGGGGCAGCGUGUUUGA